Molecule: messenger RNA, 4731 nt
Organism: Trichogramma pretiosum
Lineage: Eukaryota; Metazoa; Arthropoda; Insecta; Hymenoptera; Trichogrammatidae
Gene: Cep164
Product: centrosomal protein of 164 kDa
Exons: 11
Coding region: 265-4074 (1269 amino acids)
Molecular function (GO): protein binding
Source: RefSeq, a predicted model, not a curated record
CUUUACUGCUCGAUAAGCAGCAGCGUUGGAUAGCUAGUAUAUUUUUUACUCAAGAUUAUUAAUUUAUACAGACACAAUAGCGCGAACUUGAAAAAUUAAAAGUAAUCAUAAUGAGUUAAAGGUUUUGAACACGAAGUAAAGGUGAUGUGAAAUAGUAUGAAUGUGAGUCUAUAAGAGUUGAAUCUAUAUUGUGGUCUUGGAUUGCGUUGGCAAGGUCGUGGGGUGGUUGCCAGUCAACCCAACCCACGACCCAACUGAUCGAAAAUGAGUCUCUCCCAUGAAAAUAGCACUUCUGCGAUUGUUUGUAAAGAGGUUUUUGAUGAAAAUUCUCAUCCAUCGGAGAAAGAGGUUUUCGAUUAUGCUCGACGUUUGGGUAUCGACCCCGAUACAGAACCACAUUUGUUGGACUUGGCUCGAGAGGGUUUAAUGGCUGCUCUUCCAAAAGGCUGGAGACCCAUUUAUGAUGAAGUAUCUAAAAACUACUAUUAUUACCAAAAAUCUACAAAAAUAACAACAUGGGAACAUCCACUUGAUCCAGUGUACAAAGACCUUGUGGCUCAGGCUCGUCUCGGUAUUGGCCGACGUCGGAUCAGCGUCGACUUUUCCGCAGACGAUGAUACACUGGCUGAUGCCGAAUCCUCUCGAAGAUCAAUAGAACCAUCAAGAGCUACACCUCCAACGAGUCUCAGUGGCUUACCUCCACCUGGACCUUCAGCUUUAAAAUCUCCAUCAACUAGAAUUCCAAUGAAACUUGCACCGCUGAAGCGUCAUCGAAGCGAGAGUGGAUCAAUGAUUCCGAGAAGAGCUGAAUCUUCUUUAGAUAGGUAUACUAGAGGUUGGAGAAGCGGAGAAUCAGUAGAACCUGAACCACGAAGUAGCAGUGCUAGAGUGUCACUGUCGAGUGACAGAGCAUCACGGGAUUACACGAAUUUAACUUUCAAAGAUCCAGAAUUUUAUGAAAAGCCGAAACUUCUUGAAUCCAAUAAAAGAAAAAGUGAUAUUCGCGAUGUCUUAAAACGAUCAGAAUCUUUAAGUCCUCGUCAUGAAAAAGACUGGCAUCAGUUGAAUAUCAAGCUUAGCUCCGAAAAUAUUAUUGAUGUUGAUAAACUGAGGACUCCUGACACACCAGGUAGUGAAUCGGCAGGAACUUCUGGUUUUGGUCAAGCAAGGAGGCAAUCUAAAGAGCUUACUCUCAGUGGUGGAGGCUCUAUAUUUCUGAAGAGUAAUCGUAGUCGUGAUACAACACCUUGCCAAGAUGACAAAAGAACGGAAACGGACUUUCAAAUCGCCACCACUAGCAGAGAGGGUGGAGGAGACUCAAUUGAUGACCUCUGUUCUUCGAUAGGUGAAAGACUUAAAUCCAUUCUGAGGGAACCAAAUAGUGAGCACGAUGAUAAACCUGUUGAAGAAGAAAGAAAAAGUGUACGUUUUGAUCUUCAAAAAGUGGCCAUCCAAACAGCAACAACAAAGUUUAACGAAAGUGGUUCAGAAGAGCAAGAAACUGAGGAAAGCGAUCCAGAUGACGGAGGAGUUGCUUCUCACAUGGCAGCCAAACGGGCAUCUCUGUUAUCGCUUCAGCAAGUUUUGAACCGACCAGGUGGUGUGGAUUUCCAGUCAGGUAGGUCCUUUGUAAAAAAGGUUGAUAUCGAGGCUAAUCAAAAGAAAAUUAUCGGAAAGCGUUUCAUCGUAGAAAAUGUAACCGAAUCAGAACAUUUACAACAGCAAGAAAAAAAGUCAAUGAACAAAUUAUCACCAAUGACAUUGGUAGAAAAAAAUCAAAGUAUUGAUUUAAUGUCAAAAAGUGAUUUUGAUAAUGAAUUUCGAAAAAAUGAAGAAGCAUUAUUAGACAGCGCAAAGAAAUUGGAACAAAAGACCAAUAAUGGGGAUAGCACUCCAAAAACAACUCAAAGUAACAUUGAUUCAAAUCAAUUUAAGGCUGAACUUAUUCGUAAACAUAAACAAGAAAUAGAUGACUUGAAACAAGAAUUAAAUGAAAAAUUAAUUGAAACUCGAAAAAUUUUAGAAGAAGAAUACUCAAAGCAGCGCCAAUCUUUAGAAAUAAAUAUGAAAUCUAAAUUAUUAGAAGUAAAGAAAGAUUUAGAACUAAAAGAAGAUGAAGAAGUGAAAAAAUUAAUUGCAGAUAUGGAUGAAGCUAGGGCUGAAAGUUUGAAAAAAAUAAAAAGUGAACUUGAAGUAUGUUAUGAAAAAGAACGUCAAGAUAUUUUAACAAAUCUAAAAGGUGAACUAGACCAAAGAAAACGUGAGUUGUUAGAACUCAGAUCUCAAGAGAUAUCUAAAUUAGAAACUGAGCAUGAAAAAGGUUUAGGCGAAGACAAACAAAUGAAAUUACAAGAGAUGGAAAUUAUCAAACAUCACAAUGAAAAAAUUGAACUUUUAAAAAAAGAACUUGAUAAAGAAUUUGAUCAACUUAGAACAGAGUUGCGAGCUCAGCAAAGAGAGAAAAUAGCUAAAAUAACCGAAGACCAUGAAAAAUCUCUUGCUGAUAUUCUUAGAGAUUUUAGAGUUGACGAAGGUCUUGCGAGAAAAGUCUACAAGCAACGUCUGGAAGAAGUUCGUGCAGAUUAUUCGAAGGAUAUCGAAAAUGAAUUGAAAAAGCAUCACGAUACUGCCAAUCGGCAAGAAAAUGUUGAAUUUGAAAAAAUUAGAUGCGAAAAAAGAUUAAUUGAAGAUAAAUACAAUACUCUAAAAGAAAAAUAUUUGAAACUCAAAAAAGAUAUGCGAGCGGCAAUUGAAAAAAGAAAUAGACGAAAAGAGUUGGCGCAGGCAAAUGCAACUGCAUCGGAAACUGAAAUAUCCACAUCAGCUAAGACGAGAACGGAGCGAACAGAGUCCUUGGAUCAAAAAUUGCUGUUAUCAAAGACAAACUCCAUGUCCAAAGAAAGUUUGGGAGGCUCAAAUGCAAACUCGAUGAAGGAACAGACGCUAUCGGAUCCUCUACAAUGUGAAAAUCUAUCUCAUAAAAGUCAGUCGUUAAAAUUUGAGUCGGAUGAUACUACGACGUGUAGCGAAACUACUUCAAAUUUAUUGGCAAUAGGUAUAAAGAAAAAAAAAUGCUUAACUAAAAAAACGAGCAGUGGGUCAAACAAAAUCAAUAAUAAUAUGACAGAUAAUCCUGUUGAGAAUAUAAGGAAACAACUCGAGCAACUUGAAGAUAUUGGUGAUCAUUUACCUACCAACGAUACAGCCUAUACGGUUCGAUAUCCAUUUCAAGAUAAAUCACCAACGAACGUAUCUUCAGAACUAGAAUUUUUUAGACAUAGAAUACACGUCGAAAGAGACUCAGUGAAAAGAGCUCGAGAGGCACUAAGACAACAGAGAAGUGCUUUUCAGAGUAGACAGAAGGCCUGGAAACAGCACAGUGUCAGAGCUACUCUCGAGCAGAUUGUUAAAGAAGAGCGUGAAUUGUCUGAUAUGGAGAUAAGCUUGCACCGAACCCGCAGUCUCUUGGGCGAAAAAGUUAUUCAUCUGCGACAUUUAGAGCAGUCACUGGAGCGCGUAGCAAAUACAAAACGGAAUGAGAAUGACAUGCAACAGAUAGCCCUGCAGCAACAACAGCCGACCAAGAACGACGAGAUCACAUUAAGUGAUAUGUCAAGCGCAAGCAGCGGUUUUAGCUCGAAUGAGCUGGGCUCGGAUACAUUUAUCGAAUCAACGGAAAUCAUAGCGAGCCUGGAAAAUCUUAACUCUGAAAUCCGCGAGAUAUGGGGCGUUUUGAACAAGCGCCAAGACAAUACUAUACCUCCACCGCCGAAUUUCAUGUCAUGGUUCCCAUAUCAGCAUUUGGCUCCGCAAUCAGUACCUGUAAUAGGCUUCGGAACACCAAAUAUUCAAUCAAAUAUUUUAUCUCAAUUGACGGCUAACCACCCUCCAGGAACGACCCAGAAUAUCAUUGCUCAAUAUGGACCAUCGAGUGGGUUCAGCACAAGCGUCAGUACAAUUGAAGGUGCAACUAGUUCAAAUCUCUCGGAAAGAACAAGAAAUCUAAAAGACUGGUUGCGUCAGGCACGCGUUGAAACAUCUGAUAUUGUUAGUUCUAGUCAAGCGACACUGUGAUUGUAAAGCAUUCGAUAGUCAAAUAGUUCUUCGAAAAUGAAAUAUCGAAAUUCUGAAUUAAAAACGGGGAUAUUGUGGCCUAAAGUGUACUUUUAAAAGUUAUAAUCAUCCUCUCAUUGUGAAGCAGAUUAUGUAAUUACUGUAAAUUCUGUUUCAAUAGAAUCAUAUGAAUUCAAUUUUGUGAUUAUCAUCAAAUUGUGAUUACUUGAUAAUUUUUCAUGUAAUUGUGAAAAAUUAUGAUUGAUCCAUUAUUAUCCUAAUAUUAGUAAAAAAAUAAUUAUUCAUUCACGAAAAUUUCGUGUUACUCGUGAAAUUAUUCUAUUUUCGAUUUUUAUGUCAAUGUUAUUUCCUCAGACGAAUUUGAAAUGUGAUAAAUAUGAUUGUUCAAGUACAUUUAACAACCACCUCAUGCAUGUCUUUAAUAAAAACAUCUAAGUACUCGUCGUUAUAAUUCAAGAUUUUUUAAUUACUCUUGGAUGAAGAUAUGUAUAUAAUUUUAUUUAAUCCUGUGCGACACAGAUAAUAAUACUCUAGCCUCACGUUUUUGAGUGAAGAGCUUAUCAUACGUCGUAAUAAGUAUGUGACAAUUUUUGUAAAUAGUACAAAUUACAUUUUUUACUUGUUUGUGAUAUUAAAAUAAACGUGAAAUGUUAUGAA